AUGUUGUCCGAGUCGUCGUACAGCGGUGAAAUGGAAAAACGGCCACUGCUCUCGUCGAAAAAAACACCGAUCCGUCGUUCGCUAUUGGCCAGUUUUCUUGCUUCCGUGAUGUCGUUUGCUUCGGGGACCGUGGUUGGUGGCUGGACGGCCCCUCAGCAUCCCGAAUCCGUUGGAGAGAUGAUGUUCAUGAUGGACACCAUGGAUAUAUCGUCAUGGGUCGUUUCCAUUUAUCUGAUUGGUGCUCUCCUGGGUGCACUUCCGGCCGGACAGUUAUCCCGGACCUUCGGCCGCAAGAAGUUCUUGCUGUUGCUCGCAAUUCCCAUGACGCUUGGAUGGCUAUUAAUCACGAUCUUCGUGAAUCACGUGUCCUUGAUUCUAGUCGGACGUUUCCUGUGUGGACUGUCGCUGGGUGCUGUCACGGUGGCUGUGCCACUGUACAACUACGACGUGGCGCCAAACGUGUGCCGCGGCCGUGGUGGCGUGUUCCUCGACUUCAUGCUGUGCGUGGGCAUCCUGUACUCAUACGUGUCCAGCGCCCUACUGGGCCUGCGCGUGUUCGCGUUCACCUGCGCCGUCUUUCCACUAGUGUUCUGCGUCCUUUUCUGGCGCAUGCCCGAAUCGCCGCUGUACCUGUACAGCCGAGGGCGCUUCUUGGACGCCAAAGCAUCCCUCAGAUGGCUGCAGGGAGACGACUUCGACGUUACCACGGCAUUCGACGAGUACGCGAAACUGCAGACCGAAGACGACGUUCUUCCAGCCGACAAGGAAUCGCAAUCCUCAGGAAGGAAGAGAGCUUUCGUGAAAGCAGUGGUCCUGUCGUUACUUUUGGCCACCGUGCAGAGGUUGUCCGGUGCCGGAGCCAUCAUACAGUACACGGCGAAACUUUUCUGCAUUUCCGGGUCGUCGGUGGCUCCAAACACGGCGUCGAUAAUAACCGGAGUUUUCCAGCUGAUCGGUUCUGGCAUCACCAUUUUCCUCAUCGACAGGGUGGGCCGCCGAAGACUUCUACUCGUCUCGUCAUCGGUCGUGGUGGCGUGCUUGGCCAUGUUGACUACGUACUUCUAUUUCUUGAACAAAGGCAUGUUGGAGAACUCCUUGAAAAUACUACCGAUAGUCAUAGUAUGCACGUUCAUCUCGUUCUUCAGGCUUGGGUUGGGACCGAUACCGUGGUUCAUUACCACCGAGCUUAUCGGAGCCGAUCACUCUAAUCGCGCCCAGUCUUGCAUAGUCUCCUACUCAUGGAUAUUGUCGUUUGUAGUGAUGAAAACGUUUGUCAUGCUGGUCGACGAGUGGCCCGUGGCCUUGUGGCUUGGUUACACCGUCAUAUCAGUUUUCGGGUAUCUAUUCAUAUUGUUUUUCGUACCUGAAACCAACAACAAGAAUGCUGAUGAAAUCCGUCAGUCACUAGCAAAAACGUAUCAAAUAAAUUCGUCCUGA
This is a messenger RNA of Macrosiphum euphorbiae (potato aphid), 1437 nucleotides long. NCBI's taxonomy places the organism in Eukaryota, Metazoa, Arthropoda, Insecta, Hemiptera, Aphididae. The record is from the annotation of a GenBank genome assembly.